AUGGCGCUGGAGGUACAAAAUGCAUCCGGGACCGGACCGUCCACUGGACCCAGAUCUCAUUACCCAAUAGGUGUUGACUGGCGCGAACUUUUGAAGCCCCUCUCUAAGGCUGCAAAGGGACCCCCUCCCCGUCAGCUUGAUCGUGAGACCCCAACAGCUGCAUGUAAUCUGAUAUUUUCGACCUUGAAAUUCCCCAAUAUCAGACGAUCUGCCGGCCAAGAAAGUCUAGUAAGUGCCCAUCCCGCACUAACCUUGGUCAUCAAGCGCGUCCACAUACCCGGGGGAUGGCUGUCAGCCAUAUCUGAGCCCGGCCACCCAAGCCACGACUGUGUCCACUACGGGAAAAGAGGGCAGGAGAGCAUGCAGAAAUGUACAGGGAUUCGGGCAGCACCCGAUCCCCGGUCCACGAGAGAUGGGCACGUAGUGUCGUUCACUGCUGUUGAAUCCAGAUCAAACCACGUCACUCCGUGCAUUCGCCAAUCCCGCCUCUACCCCCUUGUCAAAGCCUCAAGCCAACUCCCACCACCUGUUAUCAGCUCCACACGGCAUGACCUACCCAUCGACAGCAGCAACAUGAGCGAAGACCAAGACUCGGAUUCAGCAACAACUGAGUACCAGUUUGUUUUUGGUACAGACCAACCAGGCGCCCGCAGCCAUGCGAUGCGACAGUUCUGGAGAAGGAGGCACCAAGCCCUCCAAAAUUCCCCUCAAACUAUUCGACCUCAGCUUAGAACACUGCUCCCGAAGGAUUAUAGCUCAGAGAGCAGAGGAUACCAGCAGGACGUGUCCCCAGGUCAGACCCCUGAUCCACAAGCGGAGGAAGGUCAACCAGGCUCUGCCUACGCGAGGAUUUCAGAUUCAGACGUCAGUCAUGCGCAGCAGUCCUCGAUCAUUCAAGGACCUGGCCCGAAAAUGCCGGGAGGAAAAAACGAUGCUCUCCAGGCAGCUGAUGUCAAGAUCUAUUCAGGGCUCGAUUUACAUGCUAGUUUUGGCCCCGGCUUGUCACAGAGUACCGGGUUUGACCCCGUACGUGAUGUCUGGUUGCCUUUGGAUCUGUCGAACAGUGCCUCGUUCUGCGCUCUAAUGGCUCAUGCGGCAGCUCAUGCAGCCCACCGUCAAGGCCAGACAAGGUCGAUAGGAUCGGAAAAGUUUAGAACCCUGGCUGUGGGCAUCAUUGCAAAAUGGCUGGCCGAUGAAAGAAGAUCGACACAGGAUGACACGAUCACGGCUAUUGCACGUCUCUUGAUGUUCGAGAAAUAUUGGGCCAUCGAUGAUCAAUGGCGUGCCCAUAAAAAUGGCCUUGUCAGCGUUAUCAAUGCAAGGGGUGGUGUAGAGAGUUUCCGGGCGUUCUCUCUGGCAGAGCCGUCAAGAAGUUCCUCCCCAGCGCAUGGCUGGGAAAUCUCAGAGUACUUUUUUCCCGCCACCGUUCAUCCAGCAAUCGAGCUUCGACUACAUCAGGUUAACCCCAAGGCCUCCCAAGGGCUAAGCCCCUACCCUGAUAUCCAUGAAACGAUAACAUUCCUGGCGAGUUCCUCAAACGUAUCGCUAAACGCAUCGCCCAAUGUCCAAGAUCGCACGCUCCUCUGCUUAUUAAUACUUGCUGUGAUAUUCCAAGAGUCACUCUACUCGUCGUCCCCGGAACUCGGUCGCUAUUUCACCGACAAACUGGCAGUACUAAAUGAAGCGCUGUCUAAGAGCAAGAAUAUAUGGAAACGCUCCUCGCACGAGCUAUAUGAGUUUCUGAUGGGGGAUCAUUUCGAUCUUCUGCUCAGCCCCUCAGCUCGCAGUUUCAUCACCAAGGUGGCCCAAAACCUGGUUUAUUUGAAUGAGGACGCACAGGCCGCUGUCGCAAAAUGCCUUCUCAACAGAGUUCUGUGGCAGAGCCAAGAUGUGAAGGCUGAUACAAACUUCCAAAGUGAUGGAACGCUCUAG
This is a messenger RNA of Aspergillus niger, 1932 nucleotides long. RefSeq lists its product as uncharacterized. The transcript has 7 exons. NCBI's taxonomy places the organism in Eukaryota, Fungi, Ascomycota, Eurotiomycetes, Eurotiales, Aspergillaceae. The record is from RefSeq and is a predicted model, not a curated record. The coding region runs from base 1 to 1932 and encodes 643 amino acids.